UGCAUGAAGUCACACUGCUAAAUAAUUUGGAAUGCUUCAAAGCAAUAUCGAUGCAGAUGUUAGUCAAAGCUGCGUUAAACGAGAUCAUGAAAGCGGAAAAGUUCUUGAAAGUCCUCUUACUCGUCUUUCUUGCCAUGUCCUGGACCGUCGGCGGAGCACGUAGGCGCCUACGUCGGGCACAUUACAGAUACCGUCCGUCAAAAAUCAUGAAAUCCAUUCAUCAUCACAGGCCAAACGAAAUGUGGCCCAACUGCACUGGCAUGUCCCGCGACCUGGCGUCCCUAGUGAAGUCCGCCAUCAUCGGACAACUGAGCAAGAAGCUUUUGCAGAAGUGCGGCUUUGAGGAGAAACUUCCGCAGCUGGAUGAGUGGCGGGAAACACUAGACAAGAAGAUAGACGACCACUCGGUCAUCGGCGUCAUUGAUUGGCUCUACGACGAGGUCCAGAUUCUGCCAGUCACUGACGAUCCUCUUAACUUGGAGUUAUCCCGUAUUGAGGACAACGAAGGUCCGCCAGCUCCCGAACAAUGUCACGACUACAGGGAAUAUGUGCAGAUCGUGGAAGAGCUUGGCGUUAACGAUGACGAUUGGACCUUUUAAUGGUAAUGAUCAGAAAAAAUAGAGUCGGGAUAAAUAAACAGAAGAUAAUAGAAGUAGGUAUUGGAAAAUCCA
This is a messenger RNA of Drosophila pseudoobscura, 671 nucleotides long. RefSeq lists its product as uncharacterized. The coding region runs from base 51 to 599 and encodes 182 amino acids. The transcript has 2 exons. The record is from RefSeq and is a predicted model, not a curated record. NCBI's taxonomy places the organism in Eukaryota, Metazoa, Arthropoda, Insecta, Diptera, Drosophilidae.